This is a messenger RNA of Paramecium pentaurelia, 1363 nucleotides long. Lineage: Eukaryota; Ciliophora; Oligohymenophorea; Peniculida; Parameciidae. The record is from the annotation of a GenBank genome assembly.
AUGAGUGAAGAUGAUUAAGUAAUCUAUUAUACACUAUUACAAUAUAGCAUUUCGUUGAAGAAGACAAUAGUGAAGAUGAUAAAUUUGAAGAGAAUCUUGAAAAACAAUAUGCUGUAAUUCAGUUACAUUAUUAUUAUAGUUAUACCCUAAAGCAAGUAACAAGAGACCUGAAUCUAAACAUGGAAGACCUGAAAGUUCCAAAUUUUCGUAUAAAAAAUAAGAAUAGCAAACAAUAGAAUAAUAGCCUAAGCUAUUGGAAGCCAUACCUACUUCUCCAGCUCUCAAGAAGUUUAACUAAUUAGUUUCAUUUCAUAAAAUACAGAUUGAAUAAUUCUGGAAGAAUCAUACAAUAAUGGCUUCUUAAACUGAAUUCAUAGGUUUUUUAUUAGAAUCAGGUAUCAUUUAAUUAAUAAAUAAGGAUUUCAAUUUGAAUAAUAUGAAAUCAAUUCAAUUCUUAGUGAUUUAACUAAUGAUCGUGGUGUUAUCACUAUUGAAAGUCUAUGUAAGAAAGUACCUGCAUGGCAUUAAAAUGAGAGUAUUUCUUAUAUAUUAUUAAUUAUUUUAGAUGCUAUGUUAGAAUUCAUAAGGGAAAAAGCACUCAAAUUGGCAUAGGAAUCUAAGAGAAAAUUCUCUGCUCAAAAGAGACCUAAACCAUAAUCAGCUAGUACUAAACGAAGUGGUUUUAAUAAAGGAGAAUCUAGACCUAUAAGUGGCAUUUCAAAAAAAUAUUAAUCAGGCUUUAGUGAUUUGAAAAUGUAAAUCUACAUUUACAACAUUUAGAUCAAACAUAAAUGAUAGACCAUUGUAAAAUAAAUCCAAACAUUAUUUAUAAUUGGCUAAAUAAAGGUAAUAAGAAGAGGAUCGACUUCUUUAAUUAACAAUUAAUUAAGGAAAGAAUGAAUAUGAAUAUGAAAUGCUUAUUAAGAUGGGAGAAGCCAAUGAAUUGUCAUAAGAAUUAGACAGCAAGAUUACUUACAGAGCAUAUAAGACAGCAUAAGGACACUUAAAGGUACAUGUGUAUGAAUUGGAACAUUUUUAAAGAGAUCUAACAUUGGAAGAGUUUUAAAGAGAAUAUAAUAUUCUUAGGAGUAAAUAUAAUGAAAAAAAGAAAUUGAAAAUUUGGGAAGUACUUAGUGAAAAGAAGAAAAAUCAAAAAAGUCUUUAACAUUUUGGAUCUUCUCAAAAAGAAGAAAUAAAAUAAAAUGAAGUUGAUGCUAAAGCUGCAAAUAAAAAAGAAAGAUAAUAAGAAUUAAAGAAAGUGCUUUUGGAAACAAUGAUGCUUUCAAAUGUUUUAAAGGAAUAAUUGGUGGUGUUGAAUAGAAAGGGUAUCAAUGCAAUUUUAAAUCAAAGUGUAAAAUUAUGA